This is a messenger RNA of Symbiodinium sp. CCMP2456, 1293 nucleotides long. The record is from the annotation of a GenBank genome assembly. NCBI's taxonomy places the organism in Eukaryota, Dinophyceae, Suessiales, Symbiodiniaceae.
AUGGGUUUCAGCGACUGGGCCAAAGAGCAGCUCCAAAAUGCCUCUGCUUUGCCCAAGUGCUACUUGGUCGCCAACAGCGACCUGUGCUCGUCCUCUUCGGGCUUGCGCUACCGCCGAUCUCCUUCCUUCAGCGAUGCGGCGAAGGUGACCAGGUUGAAGCCAGUCCCGUGGGAGUCCUUGGUUUGUGGCACCCUGGAAGCCGAUGGCGCCUUCUUGAAGCUUGAGGACGGGUACUAUCUGCCAGUCAUCACCCAAAGCGGGAUCCGGGUGCUUCACGAGAUCGAGCGAGAGGAGCCGGCGGCGAAAGCGAAGACGAAGGCGACGAAGGAAGCCGAGGAAGGGAGCUUGGGCCUCGUCUUCAGUGGGCCAGGUGCCUUCUACGAGGUGAUGUCGGAGCGGGUGGCCUUCCGAAGUGGCCCGUCUUUGGGGGCCAAAGCCUUAGGUCAGCUCCGAAAGGGUGAAGAGGUGGAACUCUUCGGUUGGGAUGAGUCUGGCUUGUGGCGGGAGUGCGUGGAUCAUCGCCUGGCCCGCAGUGGCUUCGUGCUUUUGGACCACCCCGAGCUAGGGCCACUGCUGCGGCCCAAAGGGGAGCCCCUCUGCAUCCGGCCACUGAACAAACUGGCCGUGGCGGCCCAGGAGGGCCGCUACGAGGACCUGGAGCGCUUCCUCGCCCUUGGCCAGGAGCAGGAGAUCGACUUCCAAGAUCCGCGGGGCCCGGCCGUGGUGCUGGCAUUAGCGAAGGGCCAGCUCAGGUGCUGCCUGCGGCUGCUGCGCGCCGGCGCCCGGGAGGGCAGCAGCCCCGAGCUCGCGAUGCUCAGGCGCUGCGGCCCGGAGGAGCUGGAGGAGCUCCAGCAGAAAUCCGAGGAGGAGCUGAAGCUCUGGAUUUAUGGGGCUUUAAAGCAGACUGCACAGGCUCCGAGCCCGGGCGACGCCAGGGGCGACGCCGAGACGGGGCAAGGCGAAGGCGAAGUCGGGAGAUCUCCAGAGUCAGAGAGAGAGGCCGAGAGCGCGGCCGCCGCGCCGGAAGUGAAGGGAGAGCUCUACGAGGUGGUCUACGACUCCGUGUGGAUUCGACGUGAGCCGGAUGCAAAAGCUGCUCGCGUCAGCAAGCGAAUCAAAGGCCAGCGCCUGCAGAUCCUGGAGUUUGAUGAGACGGGCUUCUGGGGUCGGACAGUCUUCAAGACCAGUGAGGGUAUGGACGAAGGCUGGAUGUUGCUGGCUCACGGCGAGUUUGGCGAGCUCUUGCGACCUGUCCACGAUGAUGGCCAGGGCUUCGUGGUUCGGCCGCAGUAG